Pyrgilauda ruficollis (rufous-necked snowfinch) is the source of this 1822-nucleotide messenger RNA. RefSeq names its product zinc finger and BTB domain containing 40 (gene ZBTB40). Gene Ontology annotation, molecular function: DNA-binding transcription factor activity, RNA polymerase II-specific; RNA polymerase II cis-regulatory region sequence-specific DNA binding. The record is from RefSeq and is a predicted model, not a curated record. Gene Ontology annotation, biological process: regulation of transcription by RNA polymerase II. Gene Ontology annotation, cellular component: nucleus. Lineage: Eukaryota; Metazoa; Chordata; Aves; Passeriformes; Passeridae.
GACCAAUCUGAAAGCCUUCUAUGAUGGCAAGGCAGGAUGGGUUGACAAGGGGAGAGCAGUGGAUGGUGUCUUCCUCAGCUUCAUCAAGGCUUUUGAUACAGUCUCCCGCAACAUCCUCGAAGCCAGGAGGGCCAGUGGGAACCUGGGGGUCAUUGGGAAGACUGUGACCAGGAGGUCAAGGGAGGUCAUCCUGCCCUUCCACUUGUCCCUGGUAGCUUUGGAUGGCUGUGAAGGCAGCUCUCAGAGGGAAGCCAUGGACAAUCUGAUCAGGAAGGUGGAUGAAGAGAAAACCCUGGAAGUGGAUCUUCUGGAGGCUGUGAAAGCAUCCUUCCCUGGACUCCAGCUUCUGCCAGACAACUUGGUGGCAAGAGCAAACGUCUCUGAUGGUAAAGGCAAAUGGAGCCCAGAGGAUUAUAGGGCCAAAGUGUUGUGACAAUACCGAGAGAGCUUUGUGGAGCUCCUGACAGACGCUGAGGUGCUGCUGCAGGGUAUCUCUGCUGCAUGGAGUGGUGGUUUCACCUGCCUUGUGUUGGCAGUGUUGGAGCAGCAGUCCUUGUCUGUCUCUGCUGUUUGGCAGCUGCUGAUGGCUGUGCAGGAAUCUGCAUCCCUGAAACUGUUCAUGAAGUAUAUCUAGAAACAACCCAGCUCAGAAGUUUUCUUCCUCACAAUGGCUAUCAGUGAGAACACAGCCAUUGAGAUCAUCCUGUGGCAUCACAAGCUGAUGCAAGCCAUCCAGCAAAGAGAGGACCUGAAGGGCUUGGCUCUGGGGUAGGCAGGGCUCAGGGAAGCAGUGAAAGAGGGAAAACUAUGUCUCUUGAUCGAGGGAAGAAGGCAGAAACCUGGGAUCAGGAGGUGGAAGGUGAACAGUGAAUCCCAGUUUGAAGUUCUGGACAAAGAUGAGGGCAAGGCAGAAGGUGCUAGUGCCAAAGAAGCAAAGGAAUCCCAGGACAAAGCUUCUUCCAAGAAGAGUUUUGUCUGCAAAGCCUGUUGCAAAGCCUGUGAUAAAGUCUUUCACUUCUACUGCCGCCUGAAGGUGCACAUGAAAUGCUCUCAGGCCGCCAGAGGAAAGCAGAUCCCUAAAGAGUGUAGCGAGGUCAAAUCGACAAAGAAUGAGCUGGAGAAGCAUCAGCUGGAUGUCCACGGGAUGGUGGGGAUGGCCAAGAAGAAAAAGAAGAGGCUCCCCAUGGCAUGUGACAUUGGCAGAGAGUUUGCUCAUGCCUCAAUUGUCAGGGCUGUUAUCACUACAGGACCCACUACCCUGAAUAACUAGUCCUCCAAGUUCUCCUCCCUGCAGUGCAGCUGCUGUGACAAAACCUUCACCAGCACUGCUCACCAAAAGCACGUCAAGGCAGAGCACACAGAUGUGAAGUUCCGUGAGUGUGAGUCUUGCAUGGAGCUGGUCCCCACACUGGCUCUCCUGCAGGUUCACGUGAAGUGCAGGCACUCAGGUUCCCAACCGCUGUGCUGCUCGUACUUUCAUGGCCUUCCGCUCCCCGGGGCCCUGCGGAGCCACGUCACCAGCCAGCACUGCGCACCGACAGACAGUGCCUUCAGUGAGCUCUUCCCCUCCCAGGGCAAGCUGGAGGGGCACCUCAGCACUGAGCAUCCCAAGGUGACCUUCUCCCAAGCCACCACUGCCCAGAUUGUGCAGAUAAGGACGACAUUGGAACAAGGAGCAGCAGAGCACAUCAUCUCUUUCAGUGAUGCCAAACUUGUGACAUUGCCCAAAUCCCAAGUGAGCCAAACUGGCUCUGAGGUGGUGACAGUGACUGUGGAGAAUUUGUUUGAUAAAGUCACUCUGAUGUGUGAAGAAAUCACGUGA